AAAAUUUAAAAUUAUGUAAUGGCUGGCACACUGUCACUGUCACAAAGUUAAUAGGUAUUCCUUUUUCUUACCUUCGAUUCCCUACAUUUUAGUGUACAAUGGCUGUGUCUGUAAGGGGUUUAUGUCGGUUUAAAGAUGGCUUAAAGCUAAGCAAUGUCAGAUUCCAAUCUGGCACUCCUUAUGCAGAGACCCGAAAGAAUCUUGGGCUUACUAGUGAAACCAAAGUCAUUGUACAAGGAUUCACUGGUAAACAAGGUACAUUCCAUAGUCAACAGGCACUUGACUAUGGCACCAGGGUCGUUGGUGGUGUAUCACCCAAGAAAGCUGGAACAGAGCACUUAGGGAAACCCGUUUUUGCGACGGUGAAGGAAGCCAAAGCAGCUACAGGUGCUGAAGCCAGCGUCAUAUAUGUACCUCCUCCGGGCGCAGCAAAGGCCAUCUUGGAGGCGAUUGAAGCGGAGAUUCCCCUCAUUGUAUGCAUCACUGAAGGUGUCCCUCAACAUGACAUGGUCCGUGUGAAACACGCUCUGUUAAGGCAAAACAAGUCGCGCCUUGUUGGGCCUAACUGCCCUGGCAUCAUUGCCCCGGAGAAGUGUAAAAUUGGUAUCAUGCCAGCUGCAGUACAUAAGCGCGGCUGCAUCGGAGUGGUCUCCCGUUCGGGUACUCUCACUUACGAAGCUUGCCAUCAAACAACUAUAACUGGUUUGGGCCAAACACUUUGCGUUGGUAUCGGUGGAGAUCCAUUCAACGGUACAGACUUCAUCGAUUGUUUGGAGGUGUUCCUUGCUGAUCCAGAAACAAAAGGCAUUAUUCUUAUUGGUGAAAUUGGCGGCAACGCAGAAGAGCUUGCCUCCGAGUAUCUUACCCAAUAUAACACUGGUCAAAAAGCAAAACCUGUAGUAUCCUUCAUCGCGGGUCUGACUGCUCCGCCCGGCAGGCGAAUGGGUCACGCCGGCGCUAUUAUUUCAGGAGGUAAAGGAGGCGCCAUGGAUAAAAUAAAAGCUUUAGAAAAGGCUAACGUUAUUGUCACUCGUUCUCCAGCCAAAAUGGGAGUGGAACUUCUCAAAGAAAUGAAACGAUUAGAAAUUGUCUAAAUAGUAGAUACAUUGGUUAUAUGUACUAUACAAUAUCGUACUCUGUAUAGACUUUAGUAAUUAUAUUGAUAUUAUUUAUUUUU
Molecule: messenger RNA, 1177 nt
Organism: Achroia grisella
Lineage: Eukaryota; Metazoa; Arthropoda; Insecta; Lepidoptera; Pyralidae
Gene: Scsalpha1
Product: succinate--CoA ligase [ADP/GDP-forming] subunit alpha, mitochondrial
Exons: 5
Coding region: 99-1094 (331 amino acids)
Biological process (GO): tricarboxylic acid cycle
Cellular component (GO): mitochondrion; succinate-CoA ligase complex (ADP-forming)
Molecular function (GO): succinate-CoA ligase (GDP-forming) activity; succinate-CoA ligase (ADP-forming) activity
Source: RefSeq, a predicted model, not a curated record